Molecule: messenger RNA, 1206 nt
Organism: Helobdella robusta
Lineage: Eukaryota; Metazoa; Annelida; Clitellata; Rhynchobdellida; Glossiphoniidae
Exons: 10
Coding region: 1-1206 (401 amino acids)
Biological process (GO): rRNA processing
Cellular component (GO): preribosome, small subunit precursor; cytoplasm; nucleolus
Molecular function (GO): snoRNA binding
Source: RefSeq, a predicted model, not a curated record
AUGUCAACGAAAGUAGGUAAGAAAAGGUGUUCAAAUAAGGAUCCACUAAUUAAAAAGCCGGUAUCUCUGGUGGAGCAAAUUGCAAGCACUUCAACAGCCCAUCUGAAGACCAGGGAGAAAAAAAGAAAACGAAAGAACGAAGAGGAUGACGAGUUAUCUGCCUUGAAAAACCUUUCUAAGGAGACUUUGUUAUCCUCACCAAAGGAAUCUGAUGAAGAUGCUGGAAGUGAUGAUGAAGUUGAUGCAGCAGCAGCUGGUUACAUGCAUCCUGAUGAUGAGGAGUUAGAUGAGGAAGUAAAAAAUCAAUUUGAAAGAUUUUUCAAUAAACCCGAUGAAAAAAAGUUUGCUGAUGAGUUCGCUUAUGCAAUCUCCUCGAAAAGGACAGAUAUUGAAAGCCAGUGUUCAGAUGUGGCAUCAAUUGAAAUGGAACUGAAUGAGGAUGUCAUUAAUUUAUUCAGAGGAGUUGGCCAAGUGUUAAGCUCACACAGAUCAGGUCCCGUUCCUAAGCCAUUGAAAAUCAUACCUAAAUAUCGCAUUUGGGAAAAGUUGUUGGAGUUGACAGAACCAGAUACAUGGAGCACCGCAGCUGUUCUUGCAGCCACACGAAUUUUCGUCUCAAACCUGAAAGACAGGCAAGUUGCUAGGUAUGUAAAGAGAGUUUUGUUGCCAAGAGUCCGAAAUGAUAUUAAAGAGUUUAAACGAAUCAAUCCUCACCUUUAUGAAGCCCUGAUGAGAUGCAUGUUCAAAUCCUAUGGAUUCAUCAAAGGUUUUCUUUUGCCACUGUGCAGUGCAGAAGACUGCACAGCACGUGAGGCCACGAUAGUUUCGAGUGUUUUGGCUCAUUGUUCCAUGAAAAUGGAGCAUUCAGCAUUAGCUAUGAUGGAAAUGUGUCAGAUGCCUUAUUCACCUGCCAUCUCCAUAUUCCUUACAACUCUCCUGGACAAAAAAUUUGCUUUGCCUUAUACAGUUGUUGAUGAUUUAGUCAAUUAUUUUUUGAGGUUCCAAAGUAUGAAGCGGCAAGAUUUGCCAGUUUUAUGGCAUCAAUGCCUUCUAACCUUUGCACAAAGGUAUAAGCAAGAUGUUUCGUCAAAGCAAAAAGACGCUCUAAUUCAGCUUCUAAAAUUAUGUCCUCACAAAGACAUAACCCCUGAAAUAAUGCGGGAGCUUGUGAAUGCUAAAUGCAGAGACAUUGGGGUAUCAGAUUAA